This is a messenger RNA of Trichoderma aggressivum f. europaeum, 411 nucleotides long. RefSeq lists its product as uncharacterized. The transcript has 2 exons. NCBI's taxonomy places the organism in Eukaryota, Fungi, Ascomycota, Sordariomycetes, Hypocreales, Hypocreaceae. Bases 1 to 411 code for a protein of 136 amino acids. The record is from RefSeq and is a predicted model, not a curated record.
AUGCUUCGUAUCCGUGGCGACAUUCUCUUGUAUCAUCAGCAUCGAUCCGGCGGUCACAAGGUGCAGCCAACGUUCGAGCCGAGCUCCAUCAAAUCUGCACAUCUCCGCCUUUUGAUCCACGAACAUGCCCAAGCCAGCCCCAGCGAGGCUAUCGAAUGUCGGGUUGAAAAUUUUUCGACCAAAGAGCCUAUGCUCAACUCGUCAUUUAUUAUCGUCGUAGCCGCCGAUACGCCUGGAAAAAUACACAGACGGACUUGGUUCCGCUACAUUACAUACGUGGUUGCGGACCCCGAUUUCCCCCUCCCCCUCAAACGCAAGAGUCCAACCCAAGCCAAGACCAGACACUGCCUGAACCAGCAUAGACCGCCGAUUCGCAUGUUCGCUGGGCUGGGCCCCGAGCGCUGCGAAUGA